AUGCCCCCGCUGCCGACCCGUCGAACAGCCGCUGCCGUUUCGCUUCGCGCUACCUCAAUGACACCCUCGCUCAUGAACAAUGGACGCGCAUCCCCCGCCGAUUCCUUCCCCUCGACUGCCUCUGGGGUUGGCACGAAACGCGAGGAGCCGGACUCUGACGACGCGGCAUCGACAACGACACCGAGGAUGAACCACCGUGACUCGGGUGAUGAAACGAAGAUUGACGUGUUUGUGCGGUGUCGCGGCAGGAACGAGCGAGAGGUGCGAGAGAAUAGCGGCGUAGUGGUAAACACGCAUGGGGUGAAAGGCAGGACGGUGGAGUUGUCCAUGGGGCCGAAUGCCCUCAGCAACAAGACGUAUUCAUUUGACAGAGUUUUUUCACCAACGGCAGAUCAGCAGAUGAUCUUUGAUGAAGUCGUAACGCCUAUAUUAGACGAGGUACUAAAAGGUUUCAACUGCACAAUUUUUGCAUACGGACAAACCGGUACUGGAAAGACAUACACCAUGUCUGGAGAUAUUUCAGAUCACACUCUACUACCCGACGAUGCUGGUAUCAUUCCUCGCGUAUUGCACUCCCUCUUUCUCAAGCUUGGCUCCCUACCAAACUCACCAACCAGCGGCGCUGCCCCCGAGAACUCUGUGAAAGUAUCAUUCAUCGAGCUAUACAACGAAGAACUUCGCGACCUGCUUUCCGCCGAGGAUAAAUCCAACUUGAAGAUUUUCGAUGGAGAUAGCAAGCGUGGAGCUGCAACUGUUGUUCAGGGCAUGGAAGAACGACAUAUCCCCAGCGCGAAGAAAGCCAUUCAGCUACUAAGAAACGGUAGCCACAAGCGACAGGUCGCGGCGACGAAAUGCAACGAUGUCAGCUCCCGCAGUCACACAGUCUUCACCGUCACAGUGUACACCAAACGAACGUUAGCCUCCGGCAAAGAACUUGUAUGCUCUGGAAAGCUGAACCUAGUUGAUCUCGCUGGAUCGGAAAACAUUGGACGCUCUGGUGCGGAGAACAAGCGAGCGGCGGAAGCUGGGCUCAUCAACAGGAGUCUCCUCACAUUAGGCCGCGUAAUCAACGGGCUUGUCGAUCGAUUAGCACAUAUCCCGUACCGCGAGUCAAAACUCACACGGCUUUUGCAAGAUUCUUUGGGCGGCCGAACGAAGACAUGCAUCAUCGUCACGAUCUCUCCUACGAGAUUAAAUCUGGAGGAGACUAUUUCGUCCCUAGACUACGCCUUCCGCGCGAAGAACAUCAGAAACAAGCCGCAGAUCAACAAAUUAAUUUCGAAAAAGACGCUCCUCAAAGAAUUCACUGUUGAGAUAGAGAGACUCAAGUCAGAGCUCACCGCUACGCGACAGCGGAAUGGCGUAUACCUUACACAUGAAGCAUACGAGGAGCUCAUAAAUGAAUCCGAGUCACAUAGUAUUCUAGUCAAGGAGCAACGCGAGAAGAUUGAAACGAUCGAAUGCAAACUUGCCCGCAAAGGACAGGACCUGCUCGAAAUCACAAGCAAUUUCGACACCUUGAAGAAGGACAGCGAAACUACCAAAGGCCUUCUCGACAGCACAAAGUCAUCGCUGGAAAAGACAAAAGCGGCGCUAGCGCAUACGAGGCGCAUGCUCAACGAGGAGACUUUCGUCCGCCAGCAGCACGAGCGCACCGAAGAGCAGCUCACGAGCCUCAAUCGCGAGCUGGUGACAACGCUCGGCCAGUCCACUACGGACAACACAAGUCUACACUUGGGACUACGACGGCGAUUGGAGCUGCACGCGCAGAACCAGGAGCAGUAUGGCGUAACGCAGCGAAAUGUGGUGGACGUCACGACGCUUGUUGAGGGCCGGCUUGCCGAGCUCCAGACGGAGCAGCAAGGGCUCGUGGAGGCGCUUUCAGGGCGUAUGCAGGCAUUCGUCAAGCACGAGCUGGAAGAACUCAAUACGGCGAGAACGGAUCUCGAGAAGAAAAGUACAGCGUUCGAGCGAUCACACAGAGAAGUUACAGGACAGACGACGCAGAGCAAGAACGAGAUGAAUCAGGUGCUGGACGAGGUCAAGAUGCUUAGGGAAGCGCUCGAGGAAAAGGUUGGGGCAGGACUCAAUGACCUAAGCGUAGCUACGAGACGUAUAUCAGAGGGUAUCAUGGCGGAAGUCGAGACCCUCCACACGCAGCUGCACUUAUCUUACUUCAAUCUUAGCAUGGACUUGAAGACGACCUUUGACGACAUGUCGAAAGAGAUCAGUGAGCAGCGCGAAGAGAUGCAGCGGUUACAGGACGAAAUGGCCGAGGCGAACCAACAGCUAGAACGGAGUCAAUCGCAAUCGGUUGACACGCUAUCAGAUCUCGUAGACAAGGAGAGAACUGUCAGAGAGCAGGAAAACAAGGAUCUAAUGCAGCGCAUUGAGAAACUGGUCGAGGCUAACGCGCAGCAGCAAGCGCUGCGUAUUGGAGUGAUCGCUAAGAUCUCCGCACAGCUCAGGUCUGCUGGACAGAGUCAUUCUGCUGCUGGAGCCUCGUUCGAAGAUGGCAGCGAGCAGCUUGCGGAACGGUUAAGGAACUUCAGCUCCAGAUUGAUUAAAUCCCACGACACGAUGAACACACGCAUCCAGGGCGAUCACGCGACCGCGAGCAAGCACACGGAAAACCUCAGGGCCGUGAGUUCUUCCGUCCCCGACGAGACCGCGCGGAUGGUGAAAGAGCACGUCCAGCACCUAGACACGGAGAUGCGCGCCCUCACCACCAUUGUCGACAGCAUCCAGGAGAAGAACAACACCGCACACGCCGCCCAGAGGCGGUCCUUCUCCGCCCUCACCUCAACGGUUCAGGACUCGUAUGCCAACAUCGGUGGUGCCUUUACUGCGUCAUUUGACCGCGUCGAAGGUCUUGGUAACUAUGUCGCGGAACAGACGGAUGGGUUACGCGAGAACCUGCUGCACCUUGACAAGGAUGCGCAUAUCCGCAGACAGCUGGCAGAGUUGAGGCAGCGUGUCGAGCACAAUAAGCUUGAGAAAUACAUCCGUACAGGACAGACACCAACGCGCAGAGAGUACAGCUAUCCGACAGCCGGCACGUGGGGGGAUGAGCCUUCAUCGUCUUCAAGGCCUAGAAAUCCUAGCAAGACGCCCAUGUUUGCGGAUAACUAUGACGUCUCUAGGCAGCAGAUGGAGAACGGUAGUGUCGUUAGGGCAGGCACGGUUAAUAAUGCCACGAGUCUCCGCGAGCUGGAUAUCAACACAAUGAACAACACCACGACAAAGAGCAACAUCACUAGCAUAAAAGACAGCGUGCUCUCGGAGAAAGAUAACGCUAGCAGCAACGCGCUCGCACCCUUUCCCUCGCUCAAGCGGCCCGCCGUAAUCAGCGCUUCAGAGGAGAGCAAGAUUCCGCCUAAGAAGCGCGGGCCGCGCAGCACCAUGGUGCCCAGCAGUGCGAUGCUAGCGGAUAGGGAAAACCUGAUGAUGCCGAAUCUGAGCGCGAGCGUGGGGCAUGGCGCAGUGUUUCCGUUGGGAAGGACGCUGAGGAGCCAUAAUAGGAGCAGAUAA
This is a messenger RNA of Didymosphaeria variabile, 3531 nucleotides long. RefSeq names its product Kinesin- motor protein. Gene Ontology annotation, cellular component: spindle microtubule; nucleus. The transcript is spliced from 4 exons. The coding region runs from base 1 to 3531 and encodes 1176 amino acids. NCBI's taxonomy places the organism in Eukaryota, Fungi, Ascomycota, Dothideomycetes, Pleosporales, Didymosphaeriaceae. Gene Ontology annotation, molecular function: ATP binding; microtubule binding; plus-end-directed microtubule motor activity. The record is from RefSeq and is a predicted model, not a curated record. Gene Ontology annotation, biological process: microtubule-based movement; mitotic spindle assembly.